AUGUCUGAGCGCCAGGACACAGGGGGCUGGUGGCCCUGGGUCCAUAGGUGGACACGCUGGAGCCCAGGGAUCCGGAAGCCGACUCACACUCUUGUCAACUGCUGGUUCUGCAACCAGGACACGGUUGUGCCCUAUGGGAACCGCAACUGCUGGGACUGCCCCCACUGCGAGCAGUACAACGGCUUCCAGGAGAACGGUGACUACAACAAGCCGAUCCCUGCCCAGUACCUGGAGCACUUGAACCACGGUGUGAGCAGUGUGCCCAGCCCCCAGGACCCCUCGCAGCCCCAGCAAUGGGUGAGCAGCCAGAUCCUGCUGUGCAAACGGUGCAGCCACCACCAGACCACCAAGAUCAAGCAGCUGGCAGCCUUCGCCCCUCGUGAGGAGAGCAGGUACGAUGAGGAGAUCGAGGUGUACCGGCACCACCUGGAGCAGACAUACAAGCUGUGCCGGCCCUGCCAAGCGGCCGUGGAGCACUACAUCAAGCACCAGAACCGCCAACUUCGUGCCUUGCUGCUCAGUCAUCAGUUCCGGCGCCGGGAGGCCGACCAGUCCUGCAUGCAGAGCAUCUGCUCCUCGGCGGUGAAGGCUCCGCUGCAGGUCAUCGUGCUCCGCGCCCUCGCCUUCCUGGCCUGCGCCUUCCUGUUGACCGCCGCACUCUACAGUGCAGACAAGCCCUUUGCCCCGGGGGCCACCCUGCCCCCUGCCCUGCCUCCCGGUGGCAAUGGUUCAGCUGUGCCUGACAACAGCACUGCCCCGGGUGGUGAGGGCUGGCAGCAGCUGCUGGGCCUGCUACCGGAGCCUGCAGUGGAGAAGCUGCGGCAGGCCUGGGCCUUCGGGCAGAGCCACCAGAUGGGCAUCGUGCUGCUUGGCCUGCUGACCUGCCUCCUGGCCAUGCUGCUGGCCGGGCGCCUCAGGCUCCGGAGAAUCGACGCCUUUGCCUCCUGCCUCUGGGGACUGCUACUGGGGCUGCACCUGGCCCAGCAAUACCUGCAGAUGGCCUCGCCCAGCUGGCUGGACACACUCAAGUUCAGCACCACGUCCCUCUGCUGCUUGGUGGGCUUCACGGCAGCUGUGGCCACAAGGAAGGCGACAGGCCCACGGAGGGUCCGGCCCCGAAGGUAUUUCCCAGGAGACCCUGCUGGCCUCUUCCCCACUGUCCCCAGCCUGGCCAUCCCCUACCCAGGAGUUGGAGCCACCUCGCCAGCCCUGCUCAUCCCCGCCCCUCCCGGCUUCCUGCCCCUCGCCAGCCAGCAGCUGUUCCGCUCACCCCGACGGGCCUCACCCUCCUCCCUGCCAGGCCGCCUCCACCGGGCCCUCUCACUGGGAACCAUGCCUUCUCUGACCCGAGCAGACUCGGGGUACCUGUUUAGUGGGAGCCGUCCACCCUCUCAAGUGUCGCCCUCAGCCUUCUUUUCUCCGCUGUCUGGGAGCGGCCCCUCUUCCCCGGCGCCCUCGGUGGCAGGCUCCAUGGCCUCCAGCUCCAGCUCCUUGCGCCACCGCAGACCUCUCAUCAGCCCCGCCAGGCUCAACCUGCAGGGGCAGAAGCUGCUGCUGUUCCCAUCAACCCCCGGGGAGGCCCCCAACACGCCCAGCAGUUCGGACGAGCUCUCCCCACACCUCUUCACCUGCGAGCCGCUGGCUGUGCCCCUGAGGCCAUCCCUGCGGGAUACCAAGCACACCGCGGACAGCGCAAGGCCCGCAAGAGGCCGCCCCAUCAAGAAGGAGGACGACUCCUCCCAGUCGUCCGCCUGCGUGGUGGACACCACCACCAGGACAGGCUCCGAGGAGGCUGCUGCCUGGAGAGGUCACUUCGGCCCCUCCCUGGUCAAGGGCCUCCUGGUUGCGAGCUUGGCUGCCAAUGCUCUCUUCACCUCGGCCUACCUGUACCACAGCCUGCGCUGACCCUGUGGGGCCUGAGGGACAGGAGGCCAAAGCCUCAGAAGCCUCCCUGGCACCAGCCAGGACUUAUCCCCCAGGGGACUUUCUACCCAGCUACCUGCUGGCCGGAGUGUGUCCUUAAGCCACUCCCCUCGGCUGACACUGGGGGUGUUAGGUGCUGACAUUCUGAGCCCUGGGCCUGGGCCCUCUCUCCACCUCCAGCCCAGCAGGAAGGCUGCCUCUACAGUGCCUGCAGAGAGCUUGUGGGUCAGGUCCCGUGGGACAGCCCUCUGGGCGUCCCUCUGCCCACUGAGCUAAAGAUAGUGAGGGGAUUUGUCUCAUUCUCCCCGCCACCUCACCCAGUGAUCCCACCCUUGGGCCGGCCUCUUGAGAUGUCCUUCCCCCAAAUCAGCCCUUCCUGCCCCCAGCUCUGCCCCUCCUGGCCAGAGGCUCCUCCAAGCUCCUGGGACUCCGCCCCAUUGAGGCUGUAGGUACUCAGGCCCAGUGUAAGUACCUGCUGCCCUCUCCUGCCCUCAUUUCAUUACCUCUGAUGACCCUCCCAGGAAGCAGCCCACGAGAGCACAGAGCGCAGGUCCCCUGCCCACGUCAUUCCCUGGCUAGGCCUCAGUUGGCCUGGCCUGCCAGCCACUAGGACCCCAGGCCACCUGCCCUGGUUGCUGCCACUGGCCCUCAGGCCAAUACUGCUGGGUUGUCCCUUUUCCUACUCCUGUGCCCCAUACUGUCCCCAGAGUAGAGGAAGCCAGGGCCUCAGUCCCGCGUUGGGACCCUGGAAAUACUGUGAGGAAGGAGGAACUGCCGGGCAGGUCUUCGCAGGGCUGGAGGAAGGGCCAUCUCAUUCAGGGAUAAAGGUCGAUUUUAUUUUUGUACACGUUUAUGCAGCAGGCGCCCAGUUCUCCUGCCAGCGAGGUGGUGUUUUUAAGCUUUGGGUGCUUUUUAAUUGUUUUUAACGCGUGGGGCUAGAUUGCCCAGGCUCACCCUCCCUGUCUCCCCACACUCCUGCCCUAGCACUGCUGAGCACUGCUGAGUGUGGGAAGGGGACA
Echinops telfairi (small Madagascar hedgehog) is the source of this 2942-nucleotide messenger RNA. RefSeq names its product transmembrane protein 201 (gene TMEM201). Gene Ontology annotation, molecular function: actin filament binding; lamin binding. Lineage: Eukaryota; Metazoa; Chordata; Mammalia; Afrosoricida; Tenrecidae. The transcript has 11 exons. The coding region runs from base 1 to 1905 and encodes 634 amino acids. Gene Ontology annotation, cellular component: nuclear inner membrane. The record is from RefSeq and is a predicted model, not a curated record. Gene Ontology annotation, biological process: nuclear migration along microtubule.